GAAGCCGUAGCUGUCGCGGCGACAUACACAAGCAAUGGCUCCUUCCCCUAUUUCUUGUACGAAAGAUCCAUCAACGUUCAUCUCGGGCAUGUCGCGGGAUGGGGGUUUCCGACAUUGGGAGUCGAGUUCGAUGAGUUGCUGGGGGUUCGGACUUUGAGCUCUGAACACGAGGUUGUUCCGUGCUUUCCAGAUCUGCCGUGGCAACAGAGCAAGGAGCUCGAAAGUAACUGAGCAGACUCAACUAAGAUGGAAAGAAACAGGAGCUCUUUUUGGGAAACUGGAUCCACAAGCCAUGGCUCAUCAGGAGCUGAGUUCGACGUGUUCUUGAGUUUUCGAGGACCGGAUACUCGUGCAAAUUUCACAGAUUCACUCUAUCAUGCCCUGCUAGAUAAGGGUAUCCAGGUUUUCAUAGACAAGAAGGGAAUCGAUGUAGGUGUAGAGAUCGGCCCAGAGAUUUUCCAGGCCAUUGAUGACUCGAAAAUCUGCAUUCCCAUCUUCUCUAGGGGCUACGCAUCCAGUAAAUGGUGCUUGCGCGAGCUGGAACACAUGAUGGAGCGUAGGAAAACCAACGAUCUAGAGGUUUUACCCAUUUUCUAUGACGUGGAACCCUCUGACGUGAUGCUUGAAACCGAAGUGUAUAAGGAUGCGUUAACUCUGCAUGAAGAAAAACACGGGCCUGAGAUUGUGCAACCCUGGGCAGAGGCGCUCAAGGAAGUUGCUAGAGUCAAGGGAUGGGACACAAAGAACCAAGGCCAUGGAGAACUCGCACGAUUGAUUGCUCAGAAAGUAUUGGUUAAGCUUAAGGUGUCUUAUGUUCAUAUAUCUGAUAAUCUAGUUGGAAUGGACGAAUCAGUGGACGAAGUAGUAGAUUUGCUGAAUGUCGAAUCUGAGGACAGAAGACUCAUUGGAAUUUGCGGAAUGGGUGGAAUAGGCAAGACAACUCUUGCCAAGGUUGUUUACCACAAACUUUUUACUAAUUUUAUAAGUUGUAGUUUCAUUUCAAAUAUCCGAGAAGCAUCAAAAAGUCUUGGUUUGUCAAAUUUGCAAAGGCAACUAGUCUUUGAUAUCCUUGGCAAUGUAGGAGUUGAACUUUCUAGCGUCGAUCAUGGGAUAAAUAUGAUCAAAGAUAGAUUCAAGAUAAAGAAAGUUCUUAUUGUCCUUGAUGAUGUAGAUCAUAGGAGCCAACUUAUGGCAUUAGCAGCAAAGACAGAAUGGCUUGGUUCGGGAAGUAGAAUAGUUGUUACAACAAGAGAUAAAAGUGUUUUAAGUGGAUUCCAAGAUCAGUUGGAACAUUGUUUGAUUUAUGAAGCUAAGGGACUCAAGGAUCUCGAAGCUCUUAAACUCUUUAGCAAGCAUGCCUUUAGAAGCAACUCUCCUCCAAAUGCAUUUUUGAGUCUGUCUAAGAAAGUUACUUCAAAAAUCGGAGGGCUUCCUUUGGCAAUUGAAGUGAUGGGCUCAUUAUUGUACGGGAAAAAGAAAGCAGUGUGGGAAGAUAUACUGAAAAAGAUGGAACAUUACCCUCAUAAGGAUGUGAAGGAAAAGUUAAUGUUGAGUUAUGAGGUGUUAGAUUAUCAGCAACGACAAAUAUUUCUGGAUAUUGCUUGCUUUCUAGCUGGAGAAAAAAAGAGUUACGCAGAUUACAUGUGGUAUGACUGUGGAUUUUACCCGAAUGAGGGGAUUGAAGCUCUACUUUUGAUGUCCUUGGUGAAAAUUGGAGAAGACAAUCAACUAUGGAUGCAUGAUCAGCUCAAAGACUUAGGCAAGAGCAUUGUCUACCAAGAAAAUUUUAAAGAUUCAGGACAAUGUUCACGAGUGUGGAAUCAUGAAGAAGCUCUUGAUAUGAUCAAGAGAAAGAAGGGAACCGAAAUUGUUGUUGCGACCAGUAUGAACUUUGGCAGGUCUAGACCAGCCACUGUUUUGACAUCAGAUGAAUUUAUGAAAGUGCCAAGUAUUAGAUUUCUUGAAAUGGCUGGUGGGAACCUCUCUGGAGACUUUGAGGAUCUCUUUUCAGAAUUAAGAUGGCUUUCUUGGAAGAAUGGUCCUUCCAUGCUGAGCGCGACCAACUUUUGCCCAAAAAAUCUACUCAUCCUCGACCUAUCAAGUAGCCGAAUAGACGAACUUUGGGGUGGUUGGACUCAACUCAAGGUGGCUACGAGAUUGAAGGUCCUUAAUCUGUCAAAGUGCCCCAGGUUAAAGAAAACUCCUGACCUCUCUGCAUAUUUUUCCUUAGAAAUAUUAAUUCUAGAAGAGUGCAGGAACUUGUUAAGGAUUGAUAGAUCUAUUGGUCAUCUGAGACGUUUGAAGCACUUGAAUUUAAAUAGCUGUACUCGUCUCCAAGUGCUUCCUGUUGAAUUAGGUUCUCUGAAAGCUUUAACUGAGCUACUCAUACGUAACUAUAAUUUCUUCGGAAGCAUUAGUCAAGUCCCGAGAUCUAUUGGAGCACUCAUAAAACUCGAGUGCUUGGCCAUUUGUGGAGUUCCGGAGCUAACGACACUUCCCGACUCUAUCGGAAUGCUGCAAUCUUUGGCUGAGUUGGAUAUCUCAAGCACAAGCAUUAGAGAGUUGCCAAAUAUCAUUGUCAAUCUAAAGAGCUUGAAAGUGUUGAAGAUGAAUAGAAGUCGCAUGCAAAAGUUACCCGAGGCAAUGGGGAUGUUGAAGAAACUUGAAGAGAUCUAUGGAGAGAAUUGCUUGUGGCUAGAGAUGAUUCCUGGUGAUAUAGGGAGACUACCUUUCUUGAAGAUUUUGAAAUUAACACAAACUCGUGUGCAAAAUGUACCACAGCUUCCCCAGAGUUUGGUAAGUCUAUGUCUAUCCUCAACAGCCAUUAAAAAAGCUCCAAACAUCACCAACCUUGUGAGUUUAAGGAAUCUGGAAUUAUGUUUUACCAACUCAACCUCCAUCAGAGCUUUUCCAAAGGCGAGAACUUACAGCCCAUGUUGUAUGUUGGAACUUCCAAAUUUCAUUGGCAUAAGCUUAUAUUGGGGUCGCCUUUGCUGUCUAAAAGAACUUCAACUCAUGGAUUGUGACAACCUGUGCAGCCUUGGACAGCUUCCCUCUAGUUUGAGGAAACUUGAAGUUCGCAGCUGCAAUCUUCUUGAAGUUGUUGACCUUUCCAACUUGGUCAAUCUACAACUCUUGUUGAUUUAUAUGUGUCCAAAAUUGGUUGAGAUUAAAGGUCUCGACAGACUGGAAUCACUGAAAAGCCGUUCGAUCGGACAGUGCAAAUCCUUACGAAGGUGAGCUGAUCUAUCCAACUGGAAGAAGCUGAAGAGAGAUUGGUGAUGGGGAUAACAAGUAGCUCGAAGAGAUGAUCUCCCACUCUAGCAA
Messenger RNA from Syzygium oleosum, 3327 nucleotides. Its product is annotated as disease resistance protein L6-like. Bases 247 to 3240 code for a protein of 997 amino acids. Gene Ontology annotation, biological process: defense response; signal transduction. The transcript has 6 exons. Lineage: Eukaryota; Viridiplantae; Streptophyta; Magnoliopsida; Myrtales; Myrtaceae. The record is from RefSeq and is a predicted model, not a curated record. Gene Ontology annotation, molecular function: ADP binding.